This is a messenger RNA of Pocillopora verrucosa, 3332 nucleotides long. RefSeq lists its product as uncharacterized. The record is from RefSeq and is a predicted model, not a curated record. Gene Ontology annotation, molecular function: oligosaccharide binding; extracellular matrix structural constituent. Lineage: Eukaryota; Metazoa; Cnidaria; Anthozoa; Scleractinia; Pocilloporidae.
UAAGAAGAGUGAUAAUACAGAAAUAAAGUAGAAUGACUGUUCUAUGGCUGCUCCAGUUUUCCAUUGUGACUCUUCAAAUCGUCCUCGGAAUCCUGUUUUCCCUGGCAAAAGGAGACUUUUGUGGAAGCGUUUUCGAAACUCAACUGGAUCAUGCAUUAGCAGGUCAUGUUGUGUAUACGACUGUUGUUGUGGACGAGUUUGAAUGUCAGUUAAAAUGUAUGGGAAACAACCGUUGCAAGUCGAUCAAUGUUCACCCCAGUGACAGUAUUGGACAACGUAUCUGUGAGUUGAAUGAUAAAACGCGGCAGAUGAAGCCAGAGGAUUUUAGACAAAGGAUAGGAUCUACAUACUAUAGCUCUGCUCAGACUUCCUGCAUGGAUAUUUCUCGUGAGCAAAGGCGACCCACUAAGAGCGCUCAGUGUCAUCCGGGAUACCAAGGAACACGGUGCCAAAUGCCUCCCGUGAUGAGAGUAUUCAUCCGCAGCGAAGGUUGCGACGAUCUGGGAAUUACAGCAAACACUUGUGGCAUUGCUUACAUCAAAGUGAAUGGAAAAGAUUAUUCUCCACACAUCAGAGGCCAUAACGUGGUUGUUAUCAACGCUACGACAGGUACUGUACUAGGAGCCAAAGGAUUUGACACUCAUGCGAAUAGUUCCGCUGGUAUUCACCUGAGAGAUUACCUUAACGGAAUCAAAGGAAAAAAAAUCGUUUUGGUCGCCAUUCAAGAUGAAGGCUCGACAUACAUAUCACCAGCGAUUGACGCUCUAAAAAGAGUUGGCGCCACCGAUGACCUACUCAAUCUGACAGAGUUCAGAGGAUCUUUUGCUUUGGUGGGAUUCGCCGGUGUGAAUAGACCAUCUUGGAUUGCACAACAAAAUGCCAAGCGAGAAAGGGGACCCAGUGAGAUAUCUCUGACAAUCCCAUCAUCAGAAGCUAUUAAAGGCUUAUAUUACAAUCAGCCUGGCCAUUCCUGCAAGGACAUCCGGGACUCCGGAUAUUCCGUUGGAGAUGGGGAGUACUGGAUCGACCCUGAGAAGAACGGAAACCCUUUAAAGGUCUACUGUGACAUGACAACUGAUGGAGGAGGCUGGCUUCUUGUUUCCAACGUUGUGGUAGACGACCCAUCCUCGCGACAGCUUUGGAUUGCGUCAUCAUACCGCGAGAUCAGCAACUGCCACUGGAACAAAACGUUGUUCAUCACAGAAUAUGCCAUGAAAGAACUGAGAACAAACUUGUCUUUCACUCAGCUGAGAUUCCACUGCAACAAACAAAAAGGACGAAUGAUCCACGUGACCACAACUGCAAACAGCUCUGGUGAAGCUGUAGUCCAGUACUUCAGCGGUCAGACGGAUACGCGACCUUUGGCGUGUGGCUCGUUUAAUAGAAUGAAAGAUGAUAACUCCAAUAUAACUGGAGUCUGUCACCAAUGGCAAGGCCAGAAGUGGGGUCGUCUAUUGGCGGCAAAUGGGACAUUGAACGACCAUGCCUUUUAUGUCAGUUACAAAUAUCACUGGUCGUUGACUCCUGGAGAUCAAAGAUGGGAGUGUGACGACUAUAUUUAUGACGGAUUUUUUGCAUUGUCCUCUGGCGAUUUCUGGAAAGUCUUUGUUCGUUAAGGCCUGGAAACACCUACAUCCGCUUCCACUUUUCCUGUGAAACUUUUCUCUGCAAAGUAAGACGUCAUGAUCAUCGGAUAACUGUAACGAGCUUUCAAACUUUUUUUAUUUGUUUUUUAUCAUUCGAACAAUUUGCGAGGUUUUCGUUUUUAUAUUUCGUGUGUUAGUUUGUGGCCUGAAUGUCACGGAGGAGUUGGUAUUUCACCCCUUAAAUACCAUAGUAGUGACUAACUUAUAACUUCUCCAUACAGUAUCACCCUUGAAUUAAAUAUUGAGGUCAUAGGAAUAAAGGAAAUGAUCACCAGCCUAGGAAGUCCAUAACUGUCAAACAAAUUCUCCUCGGCAGCACCAUAGGAAAUGUAUAGAGAACAGAAUGGUGAACAUCCAUACUGAUGAUAGGGUGUUAAGAGUUAAAAUCUUUUUAUCUUUCAAGUAAACCCGACCCAAAAGAUUUGUUCAUCUAUCUGUUUUUUCACUUUUUUUCGCGGGACGUCAUUGUUUUAUUGCCGCGAAGGAGGAGGGGGGAGGGAGGGUGUCAGGCGGGGCUGUUCGGAGGAUUUUUGGGGAAUCGCAUGGUUUUCAGGCGAAGCUGAGAUGAUAUUAGUCUUUGGUAACAUAAUAUAUAAAGGAAGGACUGUAGAUAAUCGUUUGCAAAUGAUGGAGGGGGGGGAAGUAUUCAUAUACUACGGAGCCUUAGGGGACUAGGUAGAUUGUGUUGUAAAAUCCUCCGACCGAUCUCUACCCCAACCCUCCUCCCCCUUCUGGAGAUAAGAAAUGAUUGGUCCCUUAGUACGGACAAGCGAGUCUUUACAACACUUGGAGGUACCUUUGCUUUGACGUUGAGUUAAGCCUUCUUAAAAUCUCCUACUACAAUCAUUCAGGGAGAACUUAAAGACUAUUUCAAUUUAUCGCUCUGUUUUGAUUUGCAGUUGGUUUGCUAGUUUGAGUUUCUUUUUACAACCGUUGCUUUUAGAAAAAAUUGGUUGUUCAAGGUAAUUUCAUAACAAUAGUUCACUUAGAAAUGCAAAAUUUCAUUAGGAAAACUUGGAAUAGAAAUGCUGAGACAAAUUUGUUAGAAGAUGUAGUAACAUUGUUAAAAAAACACAUUACAGCAGGGUUGACGUAGCCAUUUCACACAUGAAAUUUUCAAAAUAAUAAAUUUCAGUACAUUUUGAUAUUUAAAAAGCUCAAGGUAAAACUAUUUCUAAAGUGAUUUUAAAUCAAUUUAUUUGUAAAUAUUUGACAUGUAGGUGAUUAUGCGCACAGACACACACAACCUUUUCAUUCCCGUUCCGUACCCAAACUUCAUUAGUGUGGGUACGGAACGACUUAACUAACUGUGUGCGAAUGGUCUUAGCUGGGUACGAAACCACUGGCAUCCGCCCGAGGUUGUCGGUGAAUUUCUUUGGGUUGUUAGCGAGCUGGCCUAGCAUUGGAUGUCGGCAAGCUGGCCCAAGUUGUCAGCGAGGGGGCCUAAGUAAUCGGCAAACUGGCCUUGGUUGUCGACACACUGGCCUAAAUCGUCGGCAAACUGGCCUAGGACACAGACACAAACACAACAUCAACGUAUAUUUCAAUAAGUCGAUAGAGUUUAAGCAUAUUACAUAAGCAUAAUACAUAAUACUGUACUCAUGAUAUUCUUUGCAGUGCUUAUAUUGCAUUUUGGUUUUUACAUAAUCUCAUUGUAAUGGUUUCUGAAAAAACCAUCAUUGUACG